Molecule: messenger RNA, 2079 nt
Organism: Drosophila guanche
Lineage: Eukaryota; Metazoa; Arthropoda; Insecta; Diptera; Drosophilidae
Gene: bru3
Product: CUGBP Elav-like family member 4
Exons: 12
Coding region: 183-1448 (421 amino acids)
Biological process (GO): mRNA splice site recognition; regulation of alternative mRNA splicing, via spliceosome
Cellular component (GO): nucleus; cytoplasm; ribonucleoprotein complex
Molecular function (GO): mRNA binding
Source: RefSeq, a predicted model, not a curated record
AGUGCAAAAAAAUAAAAAUUAUAAAUAAAAGUGUUACCAAGAAAAACUUUAAAAAUAAUAUUAAAAAAGAGAAAACCGUACCCAUAACGGUGCAGACAACAGAAAAUUCCCAGUGAAAAUUCAGAAAAGCGUUGACCAUUUUUUCUCGCAAAGGCGCCACGUCCAAGAGCAAAUCGUUCCAUAUGGUUCAUAUUAUUGAAUUGGUCGGCCAGCCGAAGGUUGAGUUUGCUCAACAAGUUACUGUAAGUUGCCAUCAUCCAUUAAUACCACCAGCCAUCAAAUUAAUGAACCGUGCUUUACAGCUGAAGCCAGCUGAAAAUGAAAGUCGCAGCGAGCAUCUAGAUCGCAAACUCUUCGUUGGCAUGCUCAGCAAACAACAGACCGAAGACGAUGUUAGACAAAUCUUCCACCCGUUUGGCUCUAUAGAGGAGUGCACCAUAUUGCGGGGCCCGGACGGUACGAGCAAAGGCUGCGCUUUUGUCAAAUUCGGCACGCAACAGGAGGCUCAGUCAGCAAUAGCCAAUCUACACGGAAGUCAAACUAUGCCGGGUGCAUCCUCCAGCCUGGUCGUCAAAUACGCCGACACAGAGAAGGAACGACAAAUCAGGCGCAUGCAACAAAUGGCCGGCCAUAUGAACCUGCUGAAUCCGUUUGUCUUUAAUCAGUUCAGUCCGUACGGCGCCUACGCUCAGCAACAACAGCAAGCAGCUCUGAUGGCAGCCGCUGCCACGGCGCCUGGAUCGGCAGCCGCCUACAUGAACCCCAUGGCCGCCCUGGCGACGCAAAUACCUCAUGGCCUCAACGGCACCGGACAGCCGCCUUCUUUGCCCUCUCCAACAAUGCCCAACUUCAGCAUGGGCGCCAACACGCCCAACGGCCAGCCCGGCGGAGCUGCCGCGGCCGCAGCAGCUGCUGCAGCGGACGGGGUAUUCACGAACGGCAUUCCGCAAACUGCAUUCCCAGGCCAUCCGCUGCAUUUGACUAUACCACCACAAGGUCUGCCAAACGGCGAUGCUGCUACUCUGCAACAUGCCUUCCCUGGUCUGCCACCAUUUCCAGGAGUUGCCUUCCCCGCCGUCUAUGGACAGUUUCCACAAGCUUUACCACCUCCCCUAGCGGCGGUUGCACCCACUCAGCGUGAAGAUUUUCUGAUGUUCCCAGGAUGCUCGAUAUCCGGCCCAGAGGGUUGCAAUCUCUUCAUCUACCAUUUGCCCCAAGAGUUUGGCGAUGCGGAAUUAAUGCAAAUGUUCCUACCCUUUGGCAAUGUGAUCAGCUCUAAGGUCUUCAUCGAUCGUGCUACAAACCAGAGCAAAUGCUUCGGUUUUGUGUCCUUCGAUAACCCCGCAAGCGCUCAAGCGGCCAUUCAGGCCAUGAAUGGCUUCCAGAUUGGCAUGAAAAGACUGAAAGUUCAAUUGAAGCGGCCAAAGGAUGCCAGUCGACCCUAUUAACAAUCGGAGUUCCUUAAGUGUAAUUCACAACAACUACAUCUACUACCUGGAUCAUCAACAACAGGAGUAGUCGGAGGAGCAGCCAUUCCACAAACUAGAACUCAAUUUGCAACUGCAGCAGCAGCAACAACAUCCACAGCAACAGCAUCAGCCACAGCAACAACCACAGUACACCGCUAUAGUCGCAGAAGCAGCUUUAGGCCACCAUUUCCCACUGAAAACUCUCCUAAUAUGCAGUAUCAGUUCGCCAGCUGGCGAAAUGGUACCUACUGCUACCGCUAUAGCACCCCCAGCAACAUCUCCCCCAGCAACAUCAGCAAUUCCAGAAACUGCAGCAAGGACAACAGCAACAGCACCACCAACAACAAUAGCAGCAACUGCAGCAGCAGAAUGGACGAUUCCCAUCCACAGCCAACUCAACCGGACACGGCAUCCAAUAGCAACCAGAAGAACCUAUCCAAAGUGGAACUAGUCGAAAAACUGUUCAUGUGGCAGCAACAAAAACGAAAGACCUAAAACCAGUAGGACCCACACCACCACCACAUCAGCAACCAUGACAACGGCGACAACAAUAAGGAGCAACUACUGAAAGGAUGGUCUUCACCAUGCUAAGUGAAAAUGAUUAUAAAAA